CAAUCAUGUUAUGCAGUCAGAACAAAUCGAUUUUAAUUCUUGGAACCAUAUUGAAUUUAUUGCAAGGAAAACCGCAUUAGUGCAGAAAGGACGUCACUUGAUAAUUGUGAUUAUGUGGUGAUUAAAGGGCAGUUAAAUUCAGAACGGUUGGAUUAUAUGUCCUAUUUAACGUGUAUCGAGAAGUGAGGCUAUAUCUUCAAAUGUACUCAACUGAUAGUAAAAUAAAUCAAGACAGCGUAUUGUCAUAGAAUAGAGCUUUAUGUGAAACGAAUAUGAAGUUUUCUAAAAACGUCAAGUUUCAAACAAAAAAGUAUUUAAUUUUAAAAUACUCUGAACAAAAAAAUGAAAUAAUCGAGAGUAGAGAAUGUAAUUUAAAUAACGAAACACAGUUUUUAUUUAAACAUCAAAUAUGAUAAAUAAAAUUUCAGUUAAGUAAGGAGUUAAAAAAAUUAAUGUUUCAAUCGCAAAACUAAACAAAUUAACCAUUAACCAUAAAAAUAAUUUGUAAUAUAUAUUGUACUUAAUUUGAUCUUUAUAUACUCGUCGAACUUACGACAUAUAUUUAUAAUUUAAUCUUUAUCGUAAUGAGUUCAUUUCAAAGUUCAAAAAAUCAGUAUUGGCAGCUUAGCAGAAGACAGCGAACACAAAUUGUUCCAUUUUUAUCAUCAUCACUUGGAGAAACUGUAAAACAUAUUACAUUGAAAAAUUUAUAUCGUAAUUAUAUUGAUGACGCCUACAGCGGCAUUAGCAAUAUUUUUGUAGCGUCUUUUGUACUAAACCUUCUACAGAAAGAAUUCGUUGAGCAAUUUUAUUUUAAAAAAGGAAACGGAGGAGGUUUUGCGGUUGUGCCAGGAAUAAGGGAAUUGUAUAUAAAAAUACUUCUAUUGGCGAAUACGAAAGAAACAAUAGCAUUUUAUUUAUCGAUAAUAAAUAUUUUUGGAUGAUUGACAACUUCGAAUGAAUUAAUUCGAAAUAAAAAGAAUUAUAGCGUUAAGUACCUUUCAAGGAAACUUGAACAGUUACUAGUUGAACUUCAUAAAAAACGCUUAAAGCGAAAAAGACACAAAUGAUGAAAAAUGUUAUUGAUGUAAUUGACAAAUAAAUGUACGGAGUUAAUGUGGACUUUCUCUAAAUAAUAUUUGAAAUUACGUGUGUUCACUUAUGAACUGUUUUUGGAAGAAACGAUUAUCGUGUACAUUGCAUAAAAAUGGUGGAACAACAGGUCUUUUUCGAUUUAUUACUUUGUGUUGAGCAGUUCAACGAUGCUAUCAAAUUUGUUGAAAAGAAAAGCUAUGGAUUUAAUUCAACAGGAUUACAAAGCUGACAUUUCCUGAGUUUUACCUCUUACAACAUUAGAAUAUGCUGCAAAAUAAAGAGAUAUAAUUUAGAAAACACCUGAUUAGAAAAGCAACGCGAAAUAUAUUGAUAAAAGUGAAUUAAAUAAUAGUUAUAUUAUAGUUCGUACUAAUUAGUUACUAAAGCUGUAGUUUUAUUUGUUAUCUUAAUAACAUCGAAGUGUAUAUUAUACAUAUAUGCUAAAUAUAUUUGAAUUGAAAAAGAUUGCGCUAAACAAAUGUGCAAAUUUCUAAAGUAAUGGAACUAGAUGAAGCAGUGUCCGAACACUUAAAUAAACUAAAACCAAUUGAAUUGUUGAAGUUUAGUAACCAAAAUAAUAAUUACGAACUACCAAAGGAAAACUGCACUUCACUGCAGGAUAAAGCUUUGAAAAUUGCAACAAAUAUGAAUACUAACAGUAUUGACCAGCGGCCAUUACAAAAUGACAACAAAGAUCUUGGUAAUACAACCUUGGAUACAAAAUUAUCCAAUAUAGAUCAAUAUUUUCAAAAUAACAAAAAUAGUAUUGCAAAACUAAACUGGUGGAAUACACCUACGCAGCCGAUAUCACUGAAUGAUACUAUAACUACUGCAGUGGUGAACAAAUUUUCUAAUAAUAACAAGCAGUUCGUUUCAAUAACUCCACAUCAUAUACAUAUAUCAACUGCAGCUCAGUGUAAUAUAUCACCUACUCAAAAUGAUUUGUAUCAUAACAAAGUCAUACCCAGCCAUCAAACAUCUCCAAAAAUAGGGAAGGGUCAAAGGCAAUCGACAAUUUCUGAACACUGUGAUAUAUUACAUAAUUUACAAGUAAAUGAAGAAGAAAACACUUCACACAACUCUCAACUGCUGGUUAAAGAUUCUAAACCAUGCGUAGGUUUACUAAAUCAAGGUGAGGAAGAUGAAAUGCAAGUGACAGGUUACCGUAAAUCUAAUAGCCGGAUGUUUCUAUGUUGGCUAUGUAUAUGCAUGACUGGCGGAUUACUGCGCUUAAUACUGCAUUGGUGGCGGCAUUGGUAUUUGAUUGCUACACAUGUGCAGUGUCCUUUAGAUGAGGCUGAAAAGGUUCUAAUACAGGAAGACUAUAAGGGCAAACACAAAAUUUAUUAUGUGAAGACAGUGAAAAACUUUAGUGCCGAGUCAGUAUGUGAUCAAAGUGGUGGAUAUCAUGCAAAAGUCUUAAAAAGCUCAUUGCACAUAAGAGAUGACAGCGACGACAAAAAUGGUCAACUUUCAGUACAUUUUUCAGGCGGUCAAUUUAAAAAAAGUAAAAAUAUACGUCUAUUCCUUUGUAAACAAUUACGAUAUGUUUGGGACUCACAGACGUACUCUUAUAAAAAAUUAAAAGGACUUGAUGUGAAUAUGACAAGUGUUUACUUUCAUCAACAAAAAGGAUUAUCAGCGCAGGAGCAAAAUUCCAGAAGAAUUGUUUACGGAGUGAAUGAAAUAAGUGUCCCUUACAAGGAUAUUAAAACAUUAUUAUUUUUGGAAGUUCUUAAUCCUUUUUACGUUUUUCAAAUAUUCUCGGUAAUAUUAUGGUUUACGUACGAUUACUUUUAUUAUGCGUGUGUCAUUGUUUUAAUGUCAGUAUUUGGGAUAUCAAUGUCUAUUAUGCAAAUGAAGAAAAAUCAAGAUAGGUUACGAGAAACAGUACAAAAUACUGGAACUGCAUUAGUGGUGUCGCAAACAGGUGUCGUUACGGACUUGCCUACGCAGAGUCUGGUGCCUGGUGAUAUUAUUGAAAUACCAACAGCUGGUUGUACUAUGCAAUGCGAUGCUGUGCUGUUGUCUGGCAAUUGUAUACUUGAUGAGUCCAUGUUAACUGGUGAAAGUGUGCCUGUGACCAAAACCCCAUUACCUGUGAAGCGAGGAAUGAUGUACGAUAAAAAAGAGCAUGCACGACAUACUUUAUUUUGCGGUACAAAAGUUAUACAAACUCGAUAUAUUGGCUCUGAAAAAGUUUUGGCUAUAGUUAUUAAUACCGGUAAUAUAACUGCUAAAGGCGGACUUAUACGAUCGAUUUUAUAUCCACCACCGGUGGAUUAUAGAUUUGAGCAAGAUUCUUAUAAAUUUAUAGAAUGUUUAGCGUUGAUUGCGUUAAUAGGAUUUAUUUACACACUAAUAAGUAAAAUAAUGCGUGAAAUUGAUCCAGUGAAAAUAGCCGUGGAAUCGUUAGAUUUGAUAACAAUUGUUGUUCCACCAGCUUUGCCUGCAGCAAUGACUGUAGGACGAUAUUAUGCACAAAAACGGUUAGAAGCAAAGAGUAUUUUUUGUAUUUCACCCAGAUCAAUAAAUGUGGCGGGAAGUAUUAAUUGCUGUUGUUUUGAUAAGACUGGGACUCUAACUGAAGAUGGUUUAGAUAUGUGGGGUGUUGUUCCAAAAUCAAUUACUAAUCAGUUUCAAAUACCACUAAAAGCAAUUGAGCGUUUACCACUUGAACAUUUUUUAUUUUGUAUGGUUACCUGUCAUUCUAUUACUAUAAUGAAUGGCAAGCUAAUGGGCGACCCACUUGACUUAAAAAUGUUUGAAUCUACAGGAUGGAUACUGGAGGAUCCUAAAGAUAUUCCUGAUAGCCAAAAAUAUGGACUAAUUCACCCAACUAUAGUAAGACAACCUGUUAAGGCUAUGAGUUUGAGUAUUUCAACUGAAAAACCUCAAAGUGUGGAUCGUCAAUCAUCUGUAGAUGAUUUAUUAGCUGAUGUAGGCUUGCUUAGUGGAGAAUCAAGUAAUGAUCAUGGAAUAGUUCGUGAAUUUCCUUUUACAUCAAAUCUUCAGCGGAUGUCUGUUAUAACACGCCGUCUUACUGAAAAAAAUUUUAAUGUAUAUUGUAAAGGCUCUCCUGAAAUGUUACAGCAAUUAUGCAAAGCAAGUAGUUUACCACAAGACUAUUCUGAACAAUUGGCUACUUUUGCCAAGCAAGGUUACCGAGUUAUUGCUAUGGCGUAUAAGUCAUUAAGUAGUAAAAUUAAUUACACAAAAGCACAACGUCUUUCGCGUGAAGUUGUUGAAAGUGACUUAGAAUUUCUGGGAUUUGUUGUACUGGAAAACAGAUUAAAACCAGAUACUACCGAUGUUAUUUGCUCAUUGAAAGCUGCUAAUAUACGUACAAUAAUGGUUACUGGUGAUAAUAUAUUAACAGCUUUAAGUGUUGCGCGCGACUGUGGUAUUGUUUCUUCGUCUCAAGCAGUGGUAACAGUACACGUGCGUCAACAUAGCAGGGAGCAAGAGAAUCAUAACCAGCAGUAUGAAUUAUAUUAUACUCUUGAGUUAGGUACCAACAAAAGCAAUUUAUUACAAUCUAAUGAAAAGGAUAAAAGUGUUAUGAUCUCAGUAAACAAUGAUCCAAAUUACAAAGAACUAAACAGCGAAAUUACUUCUCUCAGUAGUGCUUGUGAAACAUAUCCUAACAGUAGCAGUUUAACUAGUUUACAAACGUGUGAUACUUGGACUAAUCGAGAUCCAGAAAUAGCUUUAAAUGACAUUUUACCAACUGAAGAUUUAGAUGUAAGAUAUAAUGAAAAUAAAAAUUCACCAACAACUUGGCGGAAUAAUUACCGUUUUGCUAUGAUUGGUAAAACGUGGCAAAUUGUACGUGAACACUUUCCUAAUGAAUUGAAAAAUUUUCUAACCCGAGGUGUCAUUUACGCUCGUAUGUCACCAGAACAAAAACAAUCCUUGAUAACAGAGUUACAAAAUUUGGACUAUUGUGUAGCAAUGUGUGGUGACGGUGCUAAUGAUUGCGGGGCACUUAAAGUUGCACACACUGGAAUUUCAUUAAGUGAAACAGAGUCCUCGAUUGCAUCCCCAUUUACAUCUCGUAAUCCCACAAUUGCGUCAGUGCCAACAGUUAUAAAAGAAGGACGUGCUGCGUUAGUAACUUCAUUUGGAAUAUUUAAAUAUAUGGCCGCUUAUUCUAUGGUGCAAUUCAUAUCUGUAAUGAUAUUAUAUUCAAUAGAUUCCAAUCUUACAGAUAAACAGUAUUUAUAUGUAGAUUUAGGGUUAAUAUCUGUUUUUGCGUUCUUUUUCGGCAAAACUGAAGCAUAUUCUGGACCGUUGGUAAAACAAGUGCCAUUAAGCUCUUUAAUAUCAAUGACGCCAUUAGUUUCAAUUGUUUUGCAUUUAUUAGUUGUUGUCGGAUUUCAAGUUACAGGUUGGUUUCAUUUACAUCAUCAAAGUUGGUUUGUACCUUUUCAACUAUCAAAUGACGAUCAUUUAGGAUGUUUUGAAAAUUAUACAAUGUUCGCGAUCUCAAGUUUUCAAUAUAUAAUAUUGGCUUUUGUUUUCUCGAAAGGAACUCCAUAUCGCAAACCAAUAUACUCAAAUAUUCCUUUCUGCAUUUCGCUUACUAUAAACGUCUUCAUCGUUGUAUAUCUUAUUAUAUACCCUGCAGAAUGGUUCGCAAAUUUCUUUCAACUGGUUAUGCCUCCUAUUAUGAGCUUCCGAUAUUGGAUGUUGGUGUAUGGCGUUUGUAAUUUUUUGUUUCAUGUACUAAUAGAAAGCUUUGUGGUUGAAUAUUUGCUGUUUAAAAAAAUUCAUGUACGCCGUGAAAACAAUAUUAGAACAUCGAAACAAAAAUAUAUGCAAAUUGAAUAUGAGCUUAAAUAUUUUCAUAGUUGGCCACCGAUAACCGAAAGUUAUGAAACUUAUGAACUAGAAAUAAGAGAAGAAAUUAAACCAACUUAUAUUGAAAUUAGUGCUGAACAAAAUUUUGAUCCGCAACCUCCAAAAAAAAAUAAUCCUCUAAACAACUUUUUUGAAAUAGAAGAAUCAGUUGUCACAAAUCAAUCGAUGAAAUAAGGAAAAUGAAAAAGCAGUCAAUUACUACUUUUAAUCAAAAUGAAGUUGUAGUCCAAAGAGCAGUUUAUAUAUAAUUAUUAAUUGCGUUAACGUGUUUAUAAUUAUUACGUAAUAUAAUUUGUAUUUUACUAUAUAUUGUAUAUAUUAUAUAUUUAGUUUAUAAAAUUAUAAAUAACAAAUAUAAUAUUAAGUAGAUAUAAGUGCACUACUUAUAGAAUUGAAAUAAAAUUAUAUAUGCUUGCCAAAUUUUUUUUUGGAAGAGCGUUAUGGCCCCUACAUUAGUCUUCGAAAGAAUAGUUAUAAAUCUAUAAAACAAAAAUUUACGGAAAAUCACGAAGGAUGUCAUCAAGAUCAUUCAUUUCUAUGCAAAAAUCGUGUAAAAGUAACUUUAGUUCUAAAAUUAAAUGAAUAAAUUUAAUCAAAUCGU
Teleopsis dalmanni is the source of this 6559-nucleotide messenger RNA. It is a transcript of the gene anne, whose product is annotated as probable cation-transporting ATPase 13A3. The transcript has 11 exons. Bases 1594 to 6132 code for a protein of 1512 amino acids. Gene Ontology annotation, molecular function: P-type ion transporter activity; polyamine transmembrane transporter activity; ATPase-coupled monoatomic cation transmembrane transporter activity. Lineage: Eukaryota; Metazoa; Arthropoda; Insecta; Diptera; Diopsidae. Gene Ontology annotation, cellular component: membrane. Gene Ontology annotation, biological process: intracellular calcium ion homeostasis; polyamine transmembrane transport. The record is from RefSeq and is a predicted model, not a curated record.